AUGGGAUUCGGAGUCCUUGAGCACACUGGAAGUCUCGAGCAUGUGCCAGGCACGGCGCUUCUGCAGGACGCCAUUCCAUCGGAAACUGCUCAUUUGAAGAAGGGGAAAGGCGACGACGCUGAUGUGGUCCUGAUCCCUCAGCCAUCUAGCAGCCCGAACGAUCCGCUCAAUUGGCCACUAUGGCAGCGAGACCUAAUUCUGGUGUUGUUCUGCUACCUUACCAAUAUCUGUGUCGGCGCUGUUGGUCCACUCAUUGGUGUUCUUGCCCUCGACAUGAUCCAGGCAUUUCAAAUUAAUUAUCAACAAGUCACAUUGCUUUCUGGAUAUCAACUUGCUCUGGUUGGUGCCAUUGCGCCAUUCAUCGCUGCACUCAGCCACAAAUACGGCAAGCGUCCAUGGUUCCUGGUAUCGAUAGUAUUCUUGUUUGCGGGGACCAUUUGGUGCGCCGCAGCAACGUCUUACAACUCCAUGAUCGGAGGGAGGCUGAUUCAAGGUGUUGGCACGGCCAUCUUCGAAAGUGUUACUUUCACGCUCAUCGGUGACCUGUACUGCGUCCACCAGCGAGGCUCGCGCAUGGCAGUUUACGUUGUCGCUCAAGUUGCGCUUGUGCUUCUCCCUUCCCUUCUCACCGGGGUCGUUUCCGUUCACCUUGGCUGGCGAUGGUGCUUCUGGAUGUUAGCAAUAUUCCUGGGCCUGGGCGGCGUUCUCGUCGGUGUUUUCGGUUGGGAGACUGCCUACAACCGGAACCAACUCUAUGAUGUUGAUGUGGCCUCCCACGAUAACCUUCACGUCAUCGAAGAGCUCAGGAGUGGUAAGACCGCUACCGAGGGCCUCGACUCACUACACCUAGAAAGAACGAUCACGUCUGGCACCGGCAGCAGCGCUGUACGAGACUCCUUCCUGAAACGAAUGAAACCAUGGUCAACCACAUAUAGCAACGAGUCGCUGCUCCAGUUGAUUUUCCGUCCAUUCUACAUAUUGCUCAAUCCGGUCAUCCUGUGGGCGGUCCUGCUUAUCUCCUUCUUCCAGCUUUGGAAUGUUGUCAUCAAUUUUAUGCUGGCGCAAUUGUUUGGGCCACCGCCUUACUUACUCGACACGGCGCAACUCGGCUAUCUGGCAGGUGGCCCCAUGGUUUUUGGAUUCAUCACUUGUGUGGCCUUUGGGGCACUAUCUGACCGUAUCGCGAAAUGGGCUAGCAUGCGAAAUGGUGGAGUUUACGAGCCCGAAUUCCGCCUAUUCACAAUGUUGCUAGCACCAAUCUUAAGCACAGUUGGGUAUUUCUGUUUUGGCCCCUUCGCAGCAGAGGGCAAGAGUCCCGUCAUCAUGUCAGUUCUCUGGGGUGUUGGCUUUGCCAGCUGCGUGGUGGUUACAGCGUCUCUUGGGAAUUACCUGGUGGAUGCUUAUCGCAAUGUCAGCAUUGAGGUGUUCGUCGUCUCGAUGUCUAUCAAGAACUUCAUGUUCUUCGGAUUCUCUUUCUUCCUCAACGAGUGGCUUGGAAAAUGGGGACCGAGGAAGGUUUUCAACACCAUUGGGGGCAUCUCUCUGGCUUUAUGCGCCACAACAAUUAUUGUCUUCAUUAAGACGACCAAGAAAGCAGGUAUGGGUGUCGAGUACCCGAAGCAUGUGGCUGCAGAUUCACCAUUUCCCGUGGAAAACAUCCCCUUUGGUAUCUUCUCGACGGACUCAGAUCCGAUCCCCCGGGUUGGAACUAUCGUCGGAGAUCACAUUAUCGACGUCAAACUACUCGCGUCGCGCGACGUGUUUGAUGGUUCUGCAGUCCAAGAUUCAUCUACGCUCAAGUCAGCCUUAUCAGAACAAGCGCUGAAUCGCUUUGCGUCGCUGCCUCAACAUGUGCGUUCGUUUACUCGUCAACGCCUCAUCGAUCUGUUGGAGGAUGGUUCCUCCGUCCUGUUCAACGACAAGGAAGUGAAUCGCGACGUCUUCAUCAAUGCCCAGCAAGCCAAAAUGCAUCUUCCUCUGCAGAUUGGGGGGUUUGCGGAUUUUUUAUGCUCCGAAACCCAUCAUGACAAUGGUAAUCGUAUGUCUGGAAAAUCGGUGCCCGCCUUUUACCACUUUCCCCCAAUGUAUACCGGCCGUACAACGUCUAUCAUCCCCAGCGGACAGUCAAUCAAGCGACCAAAAGGAAUGAUUCCACGGAGCCCAGGGUCACAGGAAGGCCCCGAGUAUCAAUUUGGCACUUCGACAAAAUUUGACUUCGAAGUGGAGAUGGGUGUCUUCGUUUCCAAGCCGAUCCCUUUCGGCCAACGGAUCACGGCGGAUCAGGCGAAAGAGCACAUUUUUGGUCUUGUCCUCUUGAAUGACUGGUCAGCGAGAGACAUACAAUUCGGCGAGAUGAUACCGAUGGGACCCAGCAAUGGAAAAGCAUCGGCUACAACGAUAAGUCCGUGGGUUGUCAUGCCUGAAGCUCUGGAAGCAGCGCAGAUUGGAUUUGUAUCAGAGAAAGCACAAGCUGACAUAUCGUCGCAUCCUCUUCACCUGCAACAUUCCAGUGGAGACACAAAGGUGUCAUGGGACAUCGUCCUAGAAGCUACAAUCCUGAGGUCUGACCAGCCACCAACUCUGGUCUGUCGCUCCAACUUGAAGGAUUUGUACUGGUCGCCUUAUCAAAUGUUGGCGCACUAUGUGUCGCCAGGGAGCGGGUGUAGCACGGGAGAACUACUGGGUACAGGUACUGCUUCCUCGCCAGGGCACACAGACGAGACACCAACAUUGGGCUGCCUCUUCGAACUGACCCAAGGUGGUAAGAAGCCCUUCAAACUACGUAGUGGUCGGGAAUUGAGAUGGCUUGAAGAUGGCGAUGAGAUUGUUCUGACGGGCUGGGCCAGGGGCAAAGGUGGGAAGAAGAUUGGUUUUGGGGAGGCUGCCGGACGACUGCUGCCAUCCGAUUAG
Messenger RNA from Exophiala xenobiotica, 2910 nucleotides. RefSeq names its product fumarylacetoacetase. Bases 1 to 2910 code for a protein of 969 amino acids. Gene Ontology annotation, molecular function: transmembrane transporter activity; fumarylacetoacetase activity. NCBI's taxonomy places the organism in Eukaryota, Fungi, Ascomycota, Eurotiomycetes, Chaetothyriales, Herpotrichiellaceae. The transcript has 7 exons. Gene Ontology annotation, biological process: L-phenylalanine catabolic process; homogentisate catabolic process; L-tyrosine catabolic process. The record is from RefSeq and is a predicted model, not a curated record.